This is a messenger RNA of Cydia amplana, 1174 nucleotides long. Its product is annotated as small glutamine-rich tetratricopeptide repeat-containing protein alpha-like. Gene Ontology annotation, biological process: post-translational protein targeting to endoplasmic reticulum membrane. Bases 97 to 987 code for a protein of 296 amino acids. Gene Ontology annotation, cellular component: membrane; TRC complex. The record is from RefSeq and is a predicted model, not a curated record. Lineage: Eukaryota; Metazoa; Arthropoda; Insecta; Lepidoptera; Tortricidae. Gene Ontology annotation, molecular function: protein binding; molecular adaptor activity. The transcript has a single exon.
UUGUCAUUCACAUUGAAUUGUCAAUCUAAAAAUAAUAAAAUCCUUCCGACACCGCAUUUUAUUACAUUUCAAGAACAUUUAACUUUUAAGAACAGGAUGUCGGACGUAAAGAUCGUCGCGGCGUCGAUCGUCAGCUUCUUAAAGCAACAACUCGAAGGUUCGGAACUGAGCGCUGACAGCCGCGAGAGCGUCGAAGUCGCCGUGCAAUGCAUAGAGACUUCGUUCGAGCUUGGGGCAACCGAUACGGCGCGUGCUGUCGACCUGCUGGCACUCGUACGUAACACGAACAGCGCGGGUGGGACCGCACCUGGACCUGUCAGUGCAGCUACCAGCGCUGUCGCUGAGCAGCUUAAGAACGAGGGUAACGAGCUGAUGAAGGCGGAGAAGCACCGCGAGGCGCUGGAACGCUACUCGCGCGCCGUGGAGCUAGACCCCCGAAAUGCUGUGUAUUUCUGCAAUCGCGCUGCCGCUCACUUCAAGCUGGGUGAGCACGAGGCGGCAGUUGCCGACUGCACCGCGGCACUCGCACUGCAACCUGACUACAGCAAAGCGCACGGCCGUCUCGGACUUGCGUUGACCGCACUCGAGCGACAUCGUGAGGCGCGCCAGGCAUACGCGCGCGCUGCUCAACUUGAGCCAGACAACGAGUCGUACCGCCAAAACUUGCGUCUCGCUGACGAACGGCUCGCUGCGCGUGGCGAGCGUGGGCCCGUGGACCUAGGAGGGCUACUACAAAACCCCGCUUUGCUCAAUAUGGCUACAGAGAUGUUAGCGGAUCCCAACAUGCAGAAUCUUAUCUCUGGACUUAUGAGUGGCACACAAGCGCAAGGAGGAGGAACAGGUGCAGGCGCAGCGGGUGCUGGUGGCAUGAGCGCGUUGUUGGAGGCAGGGCAGGCACUGGCUCAGCACAUGCAGGCAGCCAACCCCGAGCUGGUGGAGCAGCUGAGGCGCCAGGUGCGCCCUCCUGGGCCCACGCCACCACAGUGAGCAACAUUACAAGCCUACACUUUGGGACUCUGAGCCAACUGUGUUUUGUCUCUCAUGGACGGAAUGUUGCUAGCUAUGUAAUCAUUUUACUCUCCAUUCCAAUUAAAUCUACAUAAAAGGAAAUUCUCUUGGCAGCACUGCUUUUUUUAAAUUGAAAUGAUAAAUUAUAAAAUUAUAUUUCAGUGUA